GACUGAGUUUACCCUAAAAGAAAUCAUGUCAUCAGGAGGAGCUGAAGAUGAUAUUCCUCAAGCAGAGAGGAAAACAGUGACAGACUUUUGCUACUUAUUGGACAAGUCUAAGCAGCUGUUCAAUGGCUUAAGGGAUUUACCUCAGUACGGACAGAAGCAGUGGCAAUCCUAUUUCGGGCGAACAUUUGAUGUUUACACCAAGCUCUGGAAGUUCCAACAGCAGCACCGACAAGUAUUGGACAAUCGGUAUGGGUUGAAGAGGUGGCAAAUUGGGGAAAUUGCUUCCAAGAUUGGGCAGCUCUAUUACCAUUAUUACCUGCGCACCUCGGAAACCAGCUAUCUCAACGAGGCGUUCUCCUUCUACUCAGCCAUUAGGCAGAGGUCAUACUACUCCCAAGUCAACAAAGAAGACAGGCCCGAGCUGGUGGUUAAGAAGCUGCGUUACUAUGCAAGGUUCAUAGUGGUUUGUCUCCUUCUCAACAAAAUGGAUGUGGUGAAGGACCUCGUGAAGGAGCUGUCGGAUGAAAUUGAGGACUACACUCAUCGCUUUAACACUGAAGAUCAGGUGGAGUGGAACCUGGUUCUUCAGGAAGUGGCAGCGUUUAUUGAGGCAGACCCUGUCAUGGUCCUGAAUGAUGACAACACCAUCGUGAUCACCUCUAACAGGCUCUCAGAGACAGGAGCACCCUUGCUGGAGCAGGGCAUGAUAGUGGGACAGCUUGCUCUUGCAGAUGCCCUGAUCAUUGGGAACUGCAACAACCAGGUGAAGUUCAGUGAAUUGACCAUCGACAUGUUCCGAAUGCUGCAGGCUCUGGAGAGAGAACCAAUGAACUUAGCCACACAGAUGAACAAACCUGGAAUGCAGGAGUCGACAGAGAAACCAGCCAGGAGGGAAAACCCCCACAAGUACCUACUCUACAAACCAACUUUUAGCCAGCUCUAUACAUUUUUAGCAGCAUCAUUUAAGGAGCUGCCUGCAAACAGUGUGCUGCUGAUCUACCUGUCUGCCACGGGCGUGUUUCCAUCAGGUCGUUCGGAUAGUGAAGGUCCCUAUGACUUUGGAGGUGUUCUGACCAACAGCAACCGCGACAUUAUCAACGGGGACGCGAUCCACAAGCGGAACCAGUCCUACAAGGAGAUGCACUGCCUUCACCCUGGAGAUCUGUACCCUUUCACCAGGAAGCCCUUGUUCAUCAUUGUGGACUCCUCCAACAGCGUCGCCUACAAGAAUUUCACAAACUUAUUUGGACAGCCCUUGGUGUGCUUGCUUUCUCCAACAGCAUAUCCAAAAGCAUUGCAAGAUCAGUCCCAGCGGGGCAGCCUCUUCACACUAGGGUUGUGGGAGAAGUGCCAGGAUUACCUGCGGAAAAUCAACCGGGACAUUGCGCAGCUGCUGACCCACUCCCGCUCCAUAGAUCAGUCCUUCCUUCAGUUUUUCGGGGAUGAAUUUCUUCGCUUGCUUCUCACAAGAUUUAUCUUCUGUUCGGCGACAAUGAGGAUGCACAAAAUCUUCCGGGAGACGCGAAAUUAUCCUGAAUCUUAUCCUCAGCUGCCAAGAGACGAAACGGUGGAAAACCCUCACCUCCAAAAGCACAUAUUGGAGCUGGCUUCCAUACUGGAUGUCAGGAAUGUUUUCCUGGAAAACACCCUUGAUGACUAUUGA
Molecule: messenger RNA, 1663 nt
Organism: Acanthisitta chloris (rifleman)
Lineage: Eukaryota; Metazoa; Chordata; Aves; Passeriformes; Acanthisittidae
Gene: SCAI
Product: suppressor of cancer cell invasion
Exons: 17
Coding region: 26-1663 (545 amino acids)
Biological process (GO): DNA-templated transcription
Cellular component (GO): nucleus
Molecular function (GO): transcription corepressor activity
Source: RefSeq, a predicted model, not a curated record